GCUCGUGCGCGUCCAUGCAGCAGUCCACCGGCAGCAGCUGGCACGAAGAGGCGUGACGUCACUUCAGAGAUCAAACGCAUAUUGGCAGCGGUGUCCGCUGAGGAUAAGCUGCAAGUGUCCGCAAGCGCUGCUGAGGAGGAGAUUUUGCAAGCCUGGAAGAAGCUGGUGCUUCUGUUGCAUCCAGACAAGUUGCAAAGACUGGAUGAUGAGACGCGCAAGGAGGGCGCAGAGGCGCUUCAUGAGGUCCAUGCAGCAAAGGAUGAAAUGCGCAGACGUACACAGGAAGCCUGUGCUCAGGUUCCCGCCCAGCCGAGACCUGGAAGUGCUCCUUUUCGAUGCCUCGAUGCCACACCAGGGGCACGGAAAUAUGAGAUCAGCUGGACUUUGCCAGAUGUGCAGGAUCCUUCUGCACCAGUGGAAAAGUAUGAGGUGUGGGGCCCCAGGCACUGCUCAGAGCUGGGAGAGACAUACGAUUGGGUACUGCUAGCUACGCUCCCUCAACUCCAAUCUCAGUUUAUCAUCGUGGAGGAGGCACCAACUCAGCAGGACGUCAUGUGGGCAGCCGACAGAGUUUUGCGCCAGACGUUGUCGCUGACGGUGCAUGCCGUGAAUGGGAAAGGAAGUUCGGAGGGCCUUGGAUUUGAACUUCCGUGGGCAGCUGCUUUUCCAUGGUUGCGAGGCAUGGGGUCGCUGGUAUGUAAUCAAUGCUUCAGGCUCACACCACGUGGUGGACGGAACAGCUGGACUUCCUGUGCCGGCUGUGGAGUUGGCUUGUCUGCAGAACUCGCUGUUGUGGUGCGCUGUACUGGAUGUGGUGGUGAGGUACUGUGGCAGCGCAAUGCUUUGAGUUGCACGUGUUGCAGGCGCACGCUUGCCGUAAACAUGCCGCAGAGGCGCCGUGGUGAUGCCAGGUACCAUUCUGGAGGCUGGUAA
Molecule: messenger RNA, 933 nt
Organism: Symbiodinium pilosum
Lineage: Eukaryota; Dinophyceae; Suessiales; Symbiodiniaceae
Source: the annotation of a GenBank genome assembly